AUGGAAAUCGGCAUUAUUCGCACGUUGGAACGACAACGAUCAAGGGAUGCCAAUCCACAGCCGCAGCAGCAGAACCAGAAUCAGCUUGUCCAGCAGCAGCAGCUGCAGGCCCCACGAUUCACCACGCAUCCAUCGGCAUCGGGGUCGAUUGUCAGCGAGGGCAGCACCAAGAUACUACAGUGUCAUGCGCUGGGAUACCCGCAGCCCACAUAUCGAUGGCUGAAGGACGGCGUCCCCGUGGGCGACUUCUCAUCCAGCCAGUUCUACCGAUUCCACAGCACUCGGCGCGAGGAUGCGGGCAGCUAUCAGUGCAUUGCCAGGAAUGAUGCCGGAUCCAUAUUCAGCGAGAAGAGCGACGUUGUCGUUGCCUACAUGGGCAUCUUUGAGAACACCACCGAGGGUCGACUGACUGUGAUCAGUGGUCAUCCGGCCAUAUUCGAUAUGCCAGCCAUUGAAUCUGUGCCCGUGCCAUCGGUUACGUGGCAAUCGGAGGAUGGACCCCUGAGCUAUGACAUCAAGUACGCCUUCACGCAGGCCAAUCAGUUGGUUAUCCUGAGUGCGGAUGAGAACGAUCGCAAGGGCUAUCGGGCCAAGGCGACAAAUACCCAGUUGGGCAAGGAGGAGAGCAGCCCCUAUGUCCAUCUAAAUGUCAGCGGAGAUCCGUAUAUCGAGGUGGCACCCGAGAUCAUAGUGCCACCGCAGGAUGUCAAAGUUAAAAUGGGAACCGGAGUGGUGGAAUUGCAGUGCAUUGCGAAUGCCCGACCUCUGCAUGAAUUGGAAACUAUCUGGCUGAAAGAUGGCAUUGCCGUGGAAACGGCCGGCGUGAGGCACACUCUCAGUGAUCCCUGGAAUCGAACUCUGGCCCUGCUGCAGGCGAAUAGCUCGCAUUCGGGCGAAUAUACCUGCCAGGUGCGAUUGCGCAGUGGUGGCUAUCCGGCCGUAAGUGCUUCGGCUCAUCUGCAAAUCCUCGAACCGCCUGUAUUCUUUACACCCAUGCGAGCGGAAACCUUUGGCGAAUUCGGUGGACAGGUGCAGCUAGCCUGCGAUGUGGUUGGCGAGCCGACGCCCCAGGUCAAGUGGUUCAGGAAUGCCGAAUCGGUGGAUGCACAUAUCGAAAGCGGAAGAUACACGUUGAACACGGAUAAUACGCUGGUAAUUAAGAAACUAAUCCUGGAUGAUGCCGCCAUGUUUCAGUGUUUGGCCAUCAACGAGGCGGGCGAGAAUUCGGCGAGCACCUGGCUGCGCGUGAAAACAUCGGCUCCGAUUAUGGAGUUGCCGCCCCAGAAUGUCACCGCUUUGGAUGGCAAGGACGCGACUAUUUCCUGCCGGGCCGUAGGAUCGCCCAAUCCGAAUAUAACCUGGAUAUAUAACGAGACCCAACUGGUGGAUAUAUCCAGCCGGGUGCAGAUACUCGAAUCGGGUGACCUGCUCAUCUCGAACAUCCGAUCCGUGGACGCGGGUCUGUAUAUCUGCGUGCGGGCCAACGAGGCGGGCAGCGUCAAGGGCGAGGCCUAUUUGAGUGUUUUGGUGCGGACACAAAUCAUCCAGCCGCCGGUGGACACAACGGUGCUACUUGGCCUGACGGCCACGCUGCAGUGCAAGGUGUCCAGUGAUCCCAGUGUGCCGUACAACAUCGACUGGUAUCGCGAGGGUCAGUCGGCGACGCCCAUCAGUAAUUCGCAGCGCAUUGGCGUCCAGGCGGACGGGCAGCUGGAGAUCCAGGCGGUGCGGGCCAGCGACGUGGGCAGUUAUGCCUGUGUGGUCACCUCGCCCGGGGGAAAUGAGACGCGGGCCGCUCGCCUCAGCGUCAUCGAACUGCCGUUCCCGCCGAGCAAUGUGAAGGUGGAACGACUGCCGGAGCCGCAACAGCGCAGCAUCAACGUGUCCUGGACACCGGGAUUCGAUGGCAACAGUCCAAUAUCCAAAUUUAUUAUCCAGCGACGUGAGGUCUCCGAAUUGGAAAAAUUCGUAGGUCCAGUUCCAGACCCUCUGCUCAACUGGAUCACCGAACUGAGCAAUGUCUCGGCGGAUCAACGAUGGAUCCUGCUCGAGAACCUCAAGGCCGCCACCGUCUAUCAGUUUAGGGUUAGUGCCGUAAAUCGCGUGGGCGAGGGUUCGCCAUCGGAACCCAGUAAUGUGGUCGAACUGCCCCAGGAAGCUCCUUCCGGUCCGCCGGUGGGCUUCGUUGGAUCCGCUCGCUCCAUGUCGGAGAUCAUCUCGCAGUGGCAACCGCCUCUGGAGGAGCAUCGCAACGGCCAGAUCCUUGGCUACAUACUGCGCUAUCGCCUCUUUGGCUACAACAAUGUGCCAUGGUCCUAUCAGAAUAUCACCAACGAAGCACAGCGCAACUUUCUCAUCCAGGAGCUGAUCACAUGGAAGGAUUACAUUGUACAGAUCGCCGCCUACAACAACAUGGGCGUGGGCGUUUACACCGAGGGUUCGAAGAUCAAGACCAAGGAGGGAGUACCCGAGGCACCGCCGACGAAUGUGAAAGUGGAGGCGAUCAAUUCGACGGCCGCCAGAUGCCGAUGGACACCCCCCAAUCCGCAGCAGAUAAAUGGCAUCAAUCAGGGCUACAAGAUUCAGGCAUGGCAAAGACGAUUGAUCGAUGGCGAGUGGAAGGAUAUCGAGAGACGGAUGAAGACGGUGCCGCCGAGUCUCAUCGAUCCACUGGCCGAACAGACGGCCAUUCUUGGUGGCCUGGAGAAGUUCACCGAGUACAAUAUCAGCGUGCUGUGCUUCACGGAUCCCGGCGAUGGUGUGGCCAGUAUCCAAGUGCCCGUGAUGACGCAGGAUGAUGUGCCCGACGAGAUCACCGCCUUGCAUUUCGAUGAUGUCUCCGAUCGAUCGGUGAAGGUUCUCUGGUCACCGCCACGCUAUUCAAACGGCAUUUUAACAGGCUACACGGUUCGUUACCAAGUCAAAGAUCGUCCGGAUACCCUGAAAUCAUUUAACCUGACUGCUGAUGAUACCGAAUUGACGGUGAAUCAGCUGCAGGCCACCACACACUAUUGGUUCGAGAUCUUUGCCUGGACGCGCGUGGGCAGUGGCACUCCGAAAACGGCGACCAUUCAAUCGGGCGUGGAGCCAGUCCUUCCCCACGCUCCCACCAGCUUGGCCCUGUCCAAUAUCGAGGCCUUCUCCGUGGUGCUGCAAUUUACGCCAGGUUUCGAUGGGAACUCGAGCAUUACCAAGUGGAAGGUUGAGGGUCAGACGGCAAGGAAUAUGACAUGGUUCACCAUUUGCGAGAUCAACGAUCCCGAUGCAGAGACUUUGACUGUCACGGGUCUAGUGCCAUUCACCCAAUAUCGAAUGAGAUUGAGUGCCAGCAAUGUGGUGGGCAGUUCGAAACCCUCGGAGGCUACGAAAGAUUUCCAGACCAUUCAGGCGAGGCCCAAACAUCCGCCAUUCAAUGUGACGGUGAGGGCAAUGAGUGCCCAGCAGCUGCGAGUUCGUUGGAUUCCGCUGCAACAGACCGAGUGGUAUGGCAAUCCCAGGGGCUAUAAUAUAUCCUACAAGCAGGUGGUCAAGGCACCCGGCACCGUAAAAUAUCUACCACGUUCGGUGGUCAUCGAAGAUCAUACGGCCAAUUCGCAUGUGCUCGACGGCCUGGAGGAGUGGACGCUGUACGAGGUGAAGAUGAAUGCCUGCAACGAUGUGGGCUGCUCCAAGGAGAGCGAGACGGCGGUGGAGAGGACCCGGGAAGCGGUGCCCAGCUAUGGGCCACUGGAUGUCCAGGCGAAUGCCACGACAUCGACCACAGUGGUGGUGCAAUGGGGCGAAGUGCCGCCGCAGCACAGGAAUGGCCAGAUCGAUGGGUACAAAGUUUUCUAUGCGGCGACGGAUCGGGAGCAAAAGGUGCUGCACAAGACGAUACCGAACAAUGCCACAUUUACCACAACCCUGACGGAAUUGAAGAAGUUUGUGGUCUAUCACGUUCAGGUUUUGGCCUACACGCGUUUGGGUAAUGGUGCUUUGAGUACUCCACCCAUCAGGGUUCAGACCUUUGAGGAUACCCCGGGUGUUCCGUCGAAUGUUAGCUUUCCCGAUGUCACUUUGACCAUGGCUCGCAUCAUCUGGGAUGUGCCCAUGGAUCCGAAUGGCGAGAUUCUGGCAUAUCAGGUCACCUACACCCUGAAUGGCAGUGCCAUGUUGAACUACAGUCGCGAGUUUCCGCCCUCGGAUCGAACAUUCCGGGCCACCGGUCUGCUGCCCGAGAAGUAUUACAGUUUUAGUUGCACGGCCCAGACGCGUUUGGGUUGGGGCAAGAUAGCCACGGCACUGGUGUACACCACUAAUAAUAGGGAGCGUCCGCAGGCGCCGUCAGUGCCGCAGAUAUCACGCAGUCAGAUUCAGGCGCAUCAGAUCACCUUCAGUUGGACACCGGGAAGGGAUGGCUUCGCCCCACUGCGUUACUACACCGUCGAGAUGCGCGAGAACGAGGGCAGGUGGCAGCCGCUGCCGGAGCGAGUGGAUCCGCUGCUGAGUUCGUACACAGCACUCGGAUUGAGACCCUAUAUGACGUAUCAGUUUCGCAUACAGGCCACCAACGAUCUGGGACCCUCGGCCUUUAGUCGCGAAAGUGUGGUGGUUAGAACUUUGCCAGCUGCUCCGGCCGUUGGAGUGGGAGGUUUAAAGGUGGUGCCCAUCACCACGACAUCGGUGCGAGUGCAGUGGAGUGCUCUGGAGACGGGAAUGUGGAAUGGUGAUGCGGGAACCGGUGGCUAUAGGAUUCUGUAUCAGCAACUCUCCGAUUUUCCCACCGCCCUGCAGUCGACACCCAAAACGGAUGUGCACGGGAUCAAUGAGAAUAGUGUGGUGCUAUCGGAUCUUCAGCAGGAUCGAAACUAUGAGAUUGUGGUGUUGCCGUUUAAUUCGCAGGGUCCAGGACCUGCCACGCCCCCCGCGGCGGUGUAUGUGGGCGAGGCGGUGCCGACGGGCGAACCGCGAGCCGUGGACGCAGCUCCCAUUUCCAGCACCGAAGUGCGUCUGCUGUGGAAGCCACCGAAGCAGAGCAUGCAGAAUGGCGAUAUUCUGGGCUAUAAGAUCUACUAUCUGGUCACCUAUUCACCGCAGGCACUGGAGCCUGGGCGCAAGUGGGAGGAGGAAAUCGAGGUGGUCUCGGCCACGGCCACUUCGCACAGUCUCGUCUUUCUCGACAAGUUCACCGAGUAUCGCAUCCAAUUGCUGGCCUUUAACCCAGCAGGAGAUGGCCCAAGAUCAGCCCCGAUUACUGUGAAGACGCUGCCAGGAGUGCCGAGUGCUCCGCUUCAUCUGCGCUUCUCGGACAUCACGAUGCAGAGCCUGGAGGUCACCUGGGAUCCACCGAAGUUCUUAAACGGCGAGAUUUUGGGCUACCUGGUAACCUACGAAACCACCGAGGAGAAUGAGAAAUUUAGCAAGCAGGUGAAGCAGAAGGUAUCCAAUACCACACUUCGUGUGCAGAAUCUGGAGGAGGAGGUAACCUACACUUUUACGGUGCGGGCUCAAACGUCCGUGGACUACGGACCGGGUGUGAGUGAGAAUGUGACGACGGGACCCCAAGAUGGAUCCCCCGUGGCGCCACGAGAUCUCAUCUUGACCAAGACGCUGUCCAGCGUCGAGAUGCACUGGAUCAAUGGGCCGUCGGGAAGGGGACCCAUUUUGGGUUACCUCAUAGAGGCCAAGAAGCGGGACGAUUCCCGCUGGACGAAAAUCGAGCAGACCAGGAAGGGCAUGAUGCAGGACUUUACGGUCAGCUAUCACAUCCUGAUGCCCUCGACGGCGUACACAUUCCGGGUGAUUGCAUACAAUCGCUAUGGCAUUUCGUUUCCCGUUUACUCCAAGGACUCGAUCCUGACGCCCUCGAAACUGCACCUGGAAUAUGGCUAUCUGCAGCACAAGCCGUUCUAUCGGCAAACCUGGUUUAUGGUCUCACUGGCGGCCACCUCGAUUGUGAUCAUAGUGAUGGUCAUUGCGGUGCUGUGUGUCAAGAGCAAGAGCUACAAAUAUAAGCAGGAGGCCCAGAAGACGCUGGAGGAGUCCAUGGCCAUGUCCAUUGACGAGCGACAGGAGUUGGCUUUGGAGUUGUAUCGCUCUCGUCACGGCGUUGGAACCGGCACACUGAACAGCGUGGGCACUCUGCGCAGCGGCACCUUGGGCACUCUGGGCAGGAAGUCCACCAAUCGACCGCCGCCGGGCGUCCAUCUCGGCAAGAGUCCGCCACGCCCCUCGCCCGCCUCCGUGGCCUACCACAGCGACGAGGAGAGCUUGAAGUGCUACGACGAGAAUCCGGACGACAGCAGUGUAACCGAGAAGCCCUCGGAGGUGAGCAGUUCGGAGGCAUCGCAGCAUUCGGAGAGCGAAAACGAGAGCGUGCGCAGUGAUCCGCAUUCGUUUGUGAAUCACUAUGCCAACGUCAACGACUCACUGCGGCAGUCGUGGAAGAAGACCAAACCGGUGCGGAACUACUCCAGCUACACCGACUCAGAGCCGGAGGGCAGUGCAGUGAUGAGCCUCAAUGGUGGCCAGAUUAUCGUCAAUAAUAUGGCCAGAUCGAGGGCACCACUGCCCGGCUUCUCGUCGUUCGUCUGACAAUCAACCGAGUUCUAAGAUCUAAGCACCAGUAGCAACGGCACCGUCAUCCGCGAGACCUUUGUCUAGACUUGAGGGCUUCAAAGGAGGAGGAACAAGGGAUCCGGAGAAGGAAGACGGAGCUGGGGGCUUGGCUGGGGGCGAGUCGGGACAUUGGAGAAGGACACCACACAUAUCAGACUGGUCCAGGACCUCCAGGCGGCGUCCUCAGCCCCCUCAGCUCUCCGACGAUGCGCUGCUACAGGGAUAUACGAUAUAUAUAUAUAUUAUUACAUACCAGACAUUCGGUUAUAGGUUACCCUGUAUGCAUUUAGUUUUAGUUUCUAGUUACGAGAGAUCUGAGAUUUGCGAGCA
Molecule: messenger RNA, 6927 nt
Organism: Drosophila takahashii
Lineage: Eukaryota; Metazoa; Arthropoda; Insecta; Diptera; Drosophilidae
Source: RefSeq, a predicted model, not a curated record